This is a messenger RNA of Soboliphyme baturini, 849 nucleotides long. The record is from the annotation of a GenBank genome assembly. Lineage: Eukaryota; Metazoa; Nematoda; Enoplea; Dioctophymatida; Soboliphymatidae.
CUUCACAGUGGCGGAGCCGAACACAGUGGCCAUCGCGUAACUCAGGUGACUCCUCGAUAUCCAUGCUCACGUUGCCACUUCAGCGCCAGCAGCUGCGACGGUCUGGCCGUUCACGUGGUGCAGAUGCACCGCGAGGAAUGGAUAUGUUCCGAAUGCGGGGCCGACUUCGACACGAAAACCCAGUGGCAGGAACACUGUCGCACGUACCACAGUUGUCAUUAUUCGCAGACGACCGACGCUUCUCAUGAAAAAGCCAUCAAGGAAGAGGGGGACAUCGCAGCUAACGACGGGGCACUCUGUCUGUCAUCGCUGUCGGUUGUCAAGCCGGAGAACGACGACGACAGUUACGGCAGUGCUGCCGGCAUUCCAAAAUACACUCGUAACUACGCGUGUCCUCACAAAUGCGGGUUCGGUACGCGUCAGUCGCGGGAUUUCCUGCACCACCUGCGGGACCAUCACGGCGAGAAGUUUGCCAUCUUCUACUGCGAUCGGUGUUCGUACGCGUCGAAGUUCCUGGCCAAGGUGAAACGACAUCAGACGCUGAUCCACGAGCGCGUUUUGCCGUCCUCGUCUCGAGGCGAGGGUCAUGGUCAGGUGUCGCCGGACGCGAUUUCCUUGCGGUCGUCGUCGCCGUCCUCAUCGUCGAACGUGGUUCACGCUCGAGACGGUGCCGAGGCUCGAGUGCCUUGCUCCGCUACUGAAUCGGACGUGCCCGGUUUCAGCAUCGACUACGAUGACGACGAAGACGACUACGGAGAAGAAGAAGCGGCCAGAACUGAGGAGGGCGAAGACUCGUACGAUAGCAAGCUUCUGAUCGACGAAAGCCCGCUGAAGCUGGUCGCUAAGGGA